This is a messenger RNA of Apodemus sylvaticus (European woodmouse), 2328 nucleotides long. It is a transcript of the gene Cish, whose product is annotated as cytokine inducible SH2 containing protein. NCBI's taxonomy places the organism in Eukaryota, Metazoa, Chordata, Mammalia, Rodentia, Muridae. The coding region runs from base 393 to 1271 and encodes 292 amino acids. The record is from RefSeq and is a predicted model, not a curated record. Gene Ontology annotation, cellular component: phosphatidylinositol 3-kinase complex. Gene Ontology annotation, molecular function: 1-phosphatidylinositol-3-kinase regulator activity. The transcript has 3 exons. Gene Ontology annotation, biological process: phosphatidylinositol phosphate biosynthetic process; intracellular signal transduction.
UGUGAUCCAGCAGCAAUUGUUAUAACUGACAUGCGGAUGGUGCCAAGUGAGGAGGAGUGGAAGGUGGGGCCAGGUGAGGUGCCCUUGCUCUAAGCUGCCCUGAGUCCCGGGAAGAGGACAUGCGUGGAGCUGCCGGGAAGACUAUUCCCUAGUAGUUCCUACCAUGUUCCUUUAUUCUCUGAAUUUUCGGAUUCUUCAGCAGACCCACGCACCCUACCUUCCUGCUUGGGUGCCCCCACUUCUCCAUUCUGGGUCCCCAGAGUCUCUUUGACUUUGCCUUAACUGAAGGCCCCUGGGGAAACUCAGGACCAGUGUUGGCGUAUUAGGGAGAUGAGAUCUUGAACAGACACACGUUGCCCACCCUCCCUGGGCUUGGCUCAUCUCAUUGGCACAUGUCCUCAGGCGGGUCUCCAUGGCUAGACUCCAAGACAUGCACACACAGGUUCUUGGAACACACCAGUCCUCACCCCCACUAUGAUGGCUCCAUGGUAGACACACCCCUCCCUAGAUAUUUAGUCCCUCGUCCUUUGCUGGCUGUGGAGCAAAUUGGGCGGCGGCCUCUGUGGGCCCAGUCCCUGGAGCUGCCCGGGCCAGCCAUGCAGCCCUUACCCACUGGGGCAUUCCCAGAGGAAGUGACAGAGGAGACCCCUGCCAAGUCAGAGCAUGAGCCGAAGGUGCUAGACCCCGAGGGGGAUCUGCUGUGCAUAGCCAAGACGUUCUCCUACCUUCGGGAAUCUGGGUGGUACUGGGGUUCCAUUACAGCCAGCGAGGCCCGGCAGCACCUACAGAAGAUGCCGGAGGGUACAUUCCUAGUUCGAGACAGCACCCACCCCAGCUACCUGUUCACACUGUCAGUCAAAACCACCCGCGGCCCCACCAACGUACGCAUCGAGUAUGCUGAUUCUAGCUUCCGACUGGACUCCAACUGCUUGUCAAGACCUCGAAUCCUGGCCUUCCCAGAUGUGGUCAGCCUGGUGCAGCACUAUGUGGCCUCCUGUGCGGCUGACACCCGGAGUGACAGCCCGGAUCCUGCUCCCACCCCAACCCUACCUAUGCCUAAGCAAGAUGCACCUGGUGACUCAGCGCUACCUGUCCCCGUGGCUACAGCUGUACACCUGAAAUUGGUGCAGCCCUUUGUGCACAGGAGCAGCGCCCGCAGCUUACAACAUCUGUGUCGGCUGGUCAUCAACCGUCUGGUGGCCGACGUGGACUGCCUACCACUGCCCCGGCGCAUGGCCGACUACCUCCGCCAGUACCCGUUCCAACUCUGACUGGGCCAGGCACCCUGCUCUGCCUCACACAGUUAUAUCCUGAAGGGGACACAGACCCUAGCUGGACUUGGGGUUCUGUUGUCCUUUCUUCAGUCAUCCUGGUGCCUGCAUGCAUGUCACAGCUGGACCAGAAAGUGCCAGCAAGACAAGGCAGGUGGAGAGGGGUUGUCACACAACUCUGAGGUCAGUGCCUCCUUGUCCCAUAUGGCCCUUCAUGGUGAGCCAUGUAUCAGGACAGAGAGAGACAGGCAGGACCUUGCCUCUCCCCCAGAGGACCUAGGCCUCCAUUCACUUGCUUGCCAUAGCCACUUGAACUGUGUCUGUUCUCCCAGUCCUGGUUUCUCAAUCCACUGAGUAGGGCAGGCCCCCUACCCAUCCAUAGAGUAGUAAGCCUGUUUCUGGGAGGGUAUCAGCCAGAGGUUGAUCAUGUCAAGGCCCCUUAUGGCAAAGCAGAUGGGGCUAGGGGACUACACAGUUAUAUAGUAUUUAUUUAUUUAUUCUCCUUGCAGGGUUUGGGGGUUGGGUGAUGGUGUGAGCCAUCCUACUUCUCUACCCUAUGCCCUGGGUGGUCCAAAGACCCCCCAGUUCUGGUUCUUCCCUGUGGAGACCCCCAUCCCGAAACAUUGUUGGGCCCAAAGUAGUCCUGAAUGUCCUAGGCCUAUCCACCUGUAUAUGGAUGGGUUAACUCUUUUCUCCCAAGCCUCUUUUAGGAGGCUGGGUGACCAGACAGACAGGAGCCAGAAACACAAGGGCUCCCGCUCAUCUCCUCACAGGGCAGCACCAUGGCUUCACAGAGCUGGCCUCUCUAAGGUGCGGCCUCUGUCGAGGGGGCAUGUACUGGGUCAGGGAGGGGAUGCUGGUCCGAGGGCUGCAGCCGCAGCUCUUUUGUGUCUGCUUCCUGCCCAGGAAGUUGCCUGCACUGUGAGAGAGGGAGAAAUACACACACACCUGACGAGACUUUAUAAAAACAAGUAUUAUAACACAAGAACCAGUUUGGGAGUUUUUCUUCCACUGAGUUUUCUGUAAUGAUAAUAAAAUUAUGCCUUCCACUAUGAAA